CAAGGUCACGUCCUGCCCCGCCUCUCGCCUCCUCCCCGCGUCCCCUCCCCCCCCCCGCCACGAAGACAGCGUUUGAGAAAGUUCCACUGCAAAUAGUUGCUUUAAAGUCUCCGUAUUUUUCUGACUCGCGUAUUACGUGAAACUUCAUCCUUAGGUCUAGCCAUACAGUCCAUCACGGCGUCUUCCACGGGGAAGUAACAGAGCGGGCCUACCACUCCCAGGAAGCUCCGCGCGCGCCAGGAGGACUACAACUCCCCGGAGGCAGCGCGGCGGGCGGGGCGGCCCGUGGCGGUGCCCGCAGGACCCCGGAGAAGGCGCGGGCUGCCCGGCGCGGCGCUCGCAGGACCCCGGCGCCUACCCAUGCUGAGGUGAGUCCGCGGCAGCCGCCGCCGCCGCUGUCCCGUCCCCGCCGCCGCCCCGCGCGGCCCCGCCGCCGGCCAGGAUGCUGGAAGAAGCGGGCGAGGUGCUGGAGAACAUGCUGAAGGCGUCGUGCCUGCCUCUCGGCUUCAUCGUCUUCCUGCCCGCGGUGCUGCUGCUCGUGGCGCCGCCGCUGCCCGCCGCCGACGCGGCGCACGAGUUCACCGUCUACCGCAUGCAGCAGUACGACCUGCAGGGGCAGCCCUACGGCACUCGGAACGCGGUGCUCAACACGGAGGCCCGCACCAUCGACGCCGACGUGCUGAGCCGUCGCUGUGUGCUCAUGCGGCUGUUGGACUUCUCCUACGAGCAGUACCAGAAGGCCCUGCGGCAGUCGGCUGGUGCCGUGGUCAUCAUCCUGCCACGGGCCAUGGCAGCCGUGCCCCAGGACGUCAUCCGGCAAUUCAUGGAGACUGAGCCUGAGAUGCUGGCCAUGGAGACUGUCGUCCCUGUAUACUUUGCUGUGGAGGACGAGGCCCUGCUGUCCAUCUAUGAGCAGACGCAGGCCGCAUCCGCCGCCCAGGGCUCCGCCUCGGCUGCCGAAGUGCUGCUCCACACCGCCACUGCCAAUGGUUUCCAGAUGGUCACCAGCGGGGUCCAGAGCAAGGCUGUGAGUGACUGGCUCAUCACCAGUGUGGAGGGGCGGCUGACGGGGCUGGGCGGAGAGGACCUUCCUACCAUUGUCAUCGUGGCCCACUAUGAUGCCUUCGGAGUAGCGCCCUGGCUGUCACACGGUGCAGACUCGAAUGGGAGCGGCAUCUCUGUGCUGCUGGAGCUCGCCCGCCUCUUCUCCAGGCUCUACACCUACAAGCGCACCCACGCGGCGUACAACCUUCUCUUCUUUGCUUCUGGAGGGGGCAAGUUCAACUACCAGGGAACAAAGCGCUGGCUGGAAGACAACCUGGACCACACAGACUCCAGCCUGCUCCAGGACAAUGUGGCCUUCGUGCUGUGCCUGGACACCGUGGGCCGGGGGAACAGCCUGCACCUGCACGUGUCCAAGCCGCCACGAGAGGGGACGCUGCAGCACGCCUUCCUGCGGGAGUUGGAGGUGGUGGCCGCCCACCAGUUCCCGGAGGUCCGGUUCUCCAUGGUGCACAAGAAGAUCAACCUGGCGGAGGACAUCCUGGCCUGGGAGCACGAGCGCUUCGCCAUUCGCCGGCUGCCUGCCUUCACUCUGUCCCACCUGGAGAGCCACCGCGACGGCCAGCGCAGCAGCAUCAUGGACGUGAGGUCCCGGGUUGACUCUAAGACUCUGACCCGCAACACCAGGCUGAUCGCGGAGGCCCUGACCCGAGUCAUCUACAACCUGACCGAGAAGGGAACCCCCCCAGACAUGCCGGUCUUCACGGAGCAGAUGCAGAUCCAGCAGGAGCAGCUGGACUCGGUGAUGGACUGGCUCACCAACCAGCCACGGGCUGCCCAGCUGGUGGACAAGGACGGCACGUUCCUCAGCACGCUGGAGCACUACCUGAGCCGCUACCUGAAGGAGGUGAAGCAGCACCACAUCAAGGCCGACAAACGGGACCCCGAGUUUGUCUUCUAUGACCAGCUGAAGCAGGUGAUGAACGCCUAUAGGGUCAAGCCUGCCAUCUUCGACCUGCUCCUCGCCGUCUGCAUCGGCGCCUACCUCGGGAUGGCCUACACGGCAGUCCAGCACUUCGACCUCCUGUACAAAACGGUUCAGAGACUGCUUGUGAAGGCCAAGACGCAGUGACGUGGCCCGUCGCCGGCGCCACGAGCCACUGCCUGCCGCCCCUCCCCGUGCUGCAGCCCACAGGAGGGCAGGGCUUCACCCCU
Messenger RNA from Odobenus rosmarus divergens (Pacific walrus), 2217 nucleotides. RefSeq names its product nicalin (gene NCLN). NCBI's taxonomy places the organism in Eukaryota, Metazoa, Chordata, Mammalia, Carnivora, Odobenidae. The record is from RefSeq and is a predicted model, not a curated record. Bases 443 to 2134 code for a protein of 563 amino acids. Gene Ontology annotation, biological process: regulation of signal transduction. Gene Ontology annotation, cellular component: endoplasmic reticulum membrane. The transcript is spliced from 15 exons.